Macadamia integrifolia is the source of this 2367-nucleotide messenger RNA. RefSeq names its product probable ribosomal RNA small subunit methyltransferase B. Gene Ontology annotation, biological process: rRNA processing; RNA methylation; regulation of DNA-templated transcription. The transcript is spliced from 18 exons. The record is from RefSeq and is a predicted model, not a curated record. Gene Ontology annotation, molecular function: RNA binding; rRNA methyltransferase activity. The coding region runs from base 71 to 1729 and encodes 552 amino acids. Lineage: Eukaryota; Viridiplantae; Streptophyta; Magnoliopsida; Proteales; Proteaceae.
CAUACAAUAGAACUUCCACGGUGUCGACGAAUUCUAUCAUCUCUCUGGGGAUUUUCUUCCUCCCCGGAAAAUGGAGGGAAGUACUCUCUCCCGCUUUUCCAUUUCUUAUUCAAAUUUCUCUCCAUGCGAGAGGUCACAGUCGCAACCUGCGAAAUCGCCACUGUCGAAUGGUUUACUUUCAUAUCGACUGAUUGAUUCUGGAAAGAGGUGUAACGUUUCUUUAAAAACUUUUAGUUUAGCUAAAAGGACCAAGGACUACGAUUUCGACAGUUCUCGUCAUCGAGCGCAUGAUAAGACCCAGAAGUUGAAUUUGGAGGUUUCACCACAUAGAGCUGUGUCUGCAGUGAGAUUGAUGAGGAUAGAGUUAGGGGGUGCUUUUGCUGACCUUCUGAAUGAGAAAGGAAAGGGAUCUGGGAAAAAUGAGAUGGCAUACAUUGAAAGGACCCUUGGAUUUCGCACCCGGGACUUGGAUGAUAGAGAUCUCAGGCUGGUGACAGAGAUUGUAGGAGGUACUAUUCGUUGGAAACGGUAUCUGGAUCAUCUGAUAACAUCACUAUGCCAUGGCGAGAGAGCAUUUAGAAGCAUGGAACCUCUUCUCGUGCAGAUCCUACGAAUUGGUUGCUAUGAGAUUGACAAGUUAGGUAUACCGCCAUAUGCUGCUGUGGAUGAGUGCGUUAGGAUUGCAAAGGUUGCUCUCAGGCCUGGUGCAGGUAACAUGGUGAACGGGAUUUUGCGGAAGUUAGCCUUGCUCAAGGACAAGAAUUUUCUUCCUCUGCCCAAAGUGGAAGGUGAUGAUCGUUCUCAAGCACGUGCGCUUGCCAUUCUUUAUUCCCAUCCAGUUUGGAUGGUAAGGCGCUGGACAAAGUCUCUUGGGCAAGCAGAAGCAGUGAGGCUGAUGAUGUGGAAUAACAGCGAACCCAGUUUCAGCCUCAGGGCAAACAAGAAGAAAGGUUAUACAAGAGCCGACCUUGCGACACAGCUUAACAUGUUGAAGGUUCCACAUGAGACUUCUUUGCAUCUGGAUGAUUUUGUCCGUCUUAAAACUGGCAUGCAGGUUGUCAUACAAGCUGGAUUACUGAAAGAAGGUCUUUGUUCAGUUCAGGAUGAGAGUGCAGGUCUCAUUGUAUCUGUUGUGGAUCCACAACCCGGAGACACCAUUAUUGACUGUUGUGCAGCACCAGGAGGCAAGACUCUUUUCAUGGCAUCAUGUUUGGGUGGCCAAGGUAUGGUAUUUGCAAUUGAUAUAAACAAAGGUCGGUUAAGAAUUCUAGAGGAGACUGCCAAGUUGCAUGAAGUUGAUGAUGUCGUCACCACUUUCCAUUCUGAUUUUCGUAUCUUCGCUAAAGAGAAACCAUUGAAGUCUGACAAAGUAUUGCUGGAUGCUCCCUGUUCGGGCCUGGGUGUUCUUUCCAAGAGAGCGGACUUGCGGUGGAAUAGGAAAUUGGAGGAUAUGGAGCAACUGAAGAAUUUACAGGAUGAUCUACUCAAUGCUGCUUCAACGUUGGUGAAGCCUGGGGGAUUAUUGGUUUACAGUACUUGUUCCAUAGAUCCUGACGAGAAUGAGGAGCGAGUGACUGCAUUUCUUCUUGGGCAUCCGGAAUUUUGCAUAGAUCCUGUUGAUGGAUAUGUUCCACCUGAGUUUGUAACAGAUAAUGGCUUCUAUUUCUCAAACCCUGUGAAACAUUCUCUUGAUGGAUCCUUUGCAGCUCGUCUAUUACGGUCCUUAUAGAAUAGCUUAAGGCUUUUGCAGGUGAUUGACAACUUGGCCGAAGCAAUGAGUGGGUCACCAUGAAGAUAUACAUGGGAUUACUGUUUGAGAAAUGCUUCAUGUCAUUAGAAACGGAUGAUUCGCAUUCCACAUGAACAGAAUUGAUCUGAAGACAAGACAGAAAAUGUGAAAGCAGCCACAUAGAGGCCUGCUGCCCGAAUGGCAAGCUCCAACUGCGAAGGGAUAUAUGACACAGAUCUUGAAGGGCAUUGGAUUGUGCAUUGAAUCCUGAAUUUUCUGGCUUGCCGCAAGUGAAUCAAAAUCCUUCUUUGGCCACUCGCCAGAUAUUGGAAAUAGUGAGGCAAUGUGUUUCUAGCCCUUCAAACUUUAAUUUAUUGCUGAUCAUUGAUUUUUUUUCUUUCUUGAGGACAGUUAAUGACAGUUAGUGAGUCGCUUUAUCAACCAAUCUCCCAUGUUCCGCCCAUUGAUAGGAUCAUUGGACGGUUAAGUGGUAAAAUUAUGUCAGUAUGUCUCAUGUCCAAUGCUGGAAGGCAUUGUGGUAUAUAGCUAUCAAUGCUUCAUUGCAGUUCAACUAGCAUUUAAAUUAAGUGAAUAUGUUGUUCAUAUCAUCAUCUAGUUAUAAUUGAUUUGCUCUGCCA